Messenger RNA from Mobula hypostoma (lesser devil ray), 2044 nucleotides. It is a transcript of the gene lamp2, whose product is annotated as lysosomal-associated membrane protein 2. NCBI's taxonomy places the organism in Eukaryota, Metazoa, Chordata, Chondrichthyes, Myliobatiformes, Myliobatidae. Gene Ontology annotation, cellular component: plasma membrane; late endosome membrane; lysosomal membrane. The record is from RefSeq and is a predicted model, not a curated record. Gene Ontology annotation, biological process: establishment of protein localization to organelle. The coding region runs from base 110 to 1330 and encodes 406 amino acids. The transcript is spliced from 9 exons.
UGAUUGGUCGAGGAUAUCGGUGCGCUCAUUGAUCACGUGCAGUCCUGCGCUGCUGUAGUUGAGGCGCUGAGGGCUCCGGGCGAGGUGUGUUGGCGGUUCGGCGGUGGCCAUGGGGGGACGUGCUAUGUACCAGCUCGCAAUUUUCCUCCUUUCAGGAGUUUUGCUGGCUGAAGCAGUGAAGAUUGAAGUCCAUGACAAGGAUAAUAGAACCUGUAUAUAUGCUGUUCUAUCAGUCAACUUCACUGUCCGUUAUGAAGGAAAUAAAACAAUGGAAAAUGCGACAUUUCAACUGCCUGAUACAUUAUCAUCAAAUGGAAGUGUCUGUGGUGGAAAUAAUUCAGCUCCUUUGUUAAAAUUGAACUUUGGAUCUGGUCAGUCUUUGAGUUUAAAUUUCUCCCAUUCUGCUGGAGCAUUCAGAGGAGAUGUGUUGACUUUCACAUACAACACCAGUGAUGCUACACUGUUUCCUGGAGCGAUAAACAAAAGUGUAAAAGAAGUUUCUGUGGAUUCCCUAAUGGAAAAGGCACUGCUCAACACUAUAUACACAUGUAAAAGUGCUAAAGCUAUUGCAAAAAAAGACGUAAUCAUGGUUUUUUAUGAUGUCAGUAUUCAAGCCUUUGUGGAGAAUGGAACAAUUAGCAAAAAUGAAUCUAUCUGUAAGGCGGAUAUUCUCACCACUACGUCACCUCCCACAACAUGGACAACCUCAACCAUGACCCCAACUACAUUACCACCAUCACUGCCCACAGUGGGCAACUACACACUCAAAAAUGGCAGCAAUUUUUGUCUCCUUGCCAAUAUGGCACUGCAGCUGAAUCUUACCUAUACAGAUGAUAACCAGACACGAGUGAUUAAUGUUGAUUCGAAUUCUACAGCAAGUGGGCACUGUGGGGAUCAAGAUGCUGCUCUUGUGCUGGAAGAUAUAAACACAACAAUUCUAUUUCAUUUUGUUGUGGAGCAAUCAAAGUUCUUCUUAAAGGAGGUGAAAGCUAAUAUAAGCCUGGUUGUAAAUGGUUCAACAAUCCCACUUCACAGAAGCAAUAGUAGCCUGAGAUACUGGCAGGCAUCUGUUGGAAGUUCAUACAUGUGCCAAAGGGAACAGAGGCUGAGGGUGACUGACCAAUUGGUUAUUAAUGCAUUUAAAGUGUGGAUUCAGCCAUUUGACUUGAAGUCUGGAGUUUUCUCCAGAGCUGAAGAAUGUUCUCUGGAUGAUGACGGCAUUCUUAUUCCUAUUAUAGUUGGUGCCUGUCUAGCUGUCUUAAUUGUAAUUGUUAUAAUUGCUUAUGUAGUUGGUAGAAGAAAAAGCUAUGCUGGAUACCAAACACUCUAGAUUUGGUCUGUCAUUUAAUUAGUGAUAUAAUUACAUGAUGGCUAUUCAGUAGGUGGAAGUCCUUGCCUCUCAACUUUAAAAUUGCACUAGGCCUUUGCCAAGUCUUUGGGGCUGAUGAACUUGCACCUAUACUUUCUGGAGAUGAAAUGUUGAAAACACAUUGCUGGCAUUGAAGGAUGAAGCUUUGCUUUAGACUUCAUGGCAUUGCUCCAAGGAAAUGACAGUUCAGUCCAAUAAGUCUGUCUUUGUAUCUGACUCCUCUGAUUAACCUUCUGAAUGACUAAUAUUUGCCAGCAAUGGUUCUAACAUUUCUUCCAAUCUAAAGAAUAAAAUUGAAUGUUGUACAAUCAAUCCUAAUUUAGCUUGUUUGGGUGUACUGUGGAAAAUGUAUAAAUGUUAAUAAUGUCUGUGUAUAUAAGUUUGAAUUUAGCAAAAAAAAAAAUUUUAAUGACAUUUGCUAGGUGCCUUGAAUUGUAGAAACUUUUCCAAGUUUGUAAUGUCUGUUCUAAUUGGCAUGUGCAAAUAUUAUCUAAUGUUAACCACUGACCUCUAAUUUUGCAACGUGGAGCUUUUUCACUGCACACUAGAUAUGAUGAAAUUGUGAACAUUUUGGCUUUCAUCUUGGUAUUAUAGCUUAGAUAAACUGCAAUCUUUUCCUGUAGUACAUUUUUAUGUGAAGUUCAACUUGCAUUUAUAAUAAAGAAUCCUCAUGAA